AAGCGCAAUAACCGAUAUUUAAGGAGCAAACUUUCAAGUUGCAAUUGAAAGAGUUAAAAAUCGUUAAUUAAUAAUGUUUCGAGUGCAUUGCAACCAGUGCCAGCGUCACCAGGAGGUCGAUCCGAUCGUGCCCUUUCACUUCACCACCUGCCAGCACGUAUUUUGCGCGCCCUGCGUGACCAAAUCCCCACCAGAAGCCAAGUGCCCGGUGUGCGGGCGGGUGCUCCAGUCGAUAGCGAUCAAUCGGGACAUGCCCAUCGGCGUGGCCAACUACUUCGAGGAUCCCGCCCGCUUCCUGCAGAUCUUCCGCAAGGUCAGCAAGUUCCAGGCCGCCCAGCGGGCCUCGGACAACCUGGGCUUCUAUCACCGGCUGCAGCAGUUCGAGAACGACAAGCGCCAGCUGGAGGGCUACGGCAAGAUGGAGGCGCACAUCAACGCGAAGAUCGCAGCGGAGAAGAAGCGGAUCGGCCAGCUGCGCCUGUACCUGGAGCAGCACGAGCAGGAGGCCCAGAAGAGGCAGCGACGCACCAGCAUGGGCCUGGGCCAUCGAUCCCCAGCGGAUCCCCAGCUCCUCGCCUUCAAUGCCGCCGCCGCCGCCUCGAGCACCUCGGCCAGCUCCACGAUGGACGAGGCCACCAUGCAGAGCUUCUUCCUCAACUCGGACCUGGGCUCCUCCUCGCCAGCGAAUCCGUCCCGUCAGUCGCGCAAGAGAUCCCACCGCGGCGAUCACAAGGAUUUUCAUCUAUAA
Drosophila takahashii is the source of this 748-nucleotide messenger RNA. It is a transcript of the gene narya, whose product is annotated as narya. NCBI's taxonomy places the organism in Eukaryota, Metazoa, Arthropoda, Insecta, Diptera, Drosophilidae. Gene Ontology annotation, cellular component: synaptonemal complex. The record is from RefSeq and is a predicted model, not a curated record. Gene Ontology annotation, molecular function: SUMO transferase activity. Gene Ontology annotation, biological process: reciprocal meiotic recombination; homologous chromosome pairing at meiosis; protein sumoylation.